UCUAAAGAAAUGAUAAUUAGAAUAUCGAAUGAUUAAUUUAUUAUUUUAAUAAAUUAAUAUUCAGAUUUUGAAGGUUGGAAAGAUUCGUAAAAGGUUUUAACAAGCUAUGUGCAAAGUGGUUAUUAUUUGAAAUUUAAUAAAUAUGAAGUGUGCAUUAAUGGUUGCAGAGAAGCCAUCUUUGGCAGCUUCUCUUGCUUUUAUUCUUAGUAAUGGUCGGUGUACGUCAAAAAAAGCUCCAAAUAAAUCAUGUUCGGUACACGAAUGGAUAGGGGAGUUUCGAACAGAAACGGUGAUGUUCAAAAUGACAUCAGUUUGCGGGCACGUUAUGACCUUAGACUUUAUUGGCAAAUAUAAUAACUGGGAUAAAGUUGAUCCUGUAGAAUUAUUCUCGUGUCCUACAGAAAAAAAGGAAGCCGCACCUAAACUCGCAAUUCCAUAUUUUCUUGCCAAGCAAGGCGCUUAUUGUGAUUAUUUAAUAUUAUGGUUGGAUUGCGACAAGGAAGGUGAAAAUAUUUGUUUCGAAGUAAUCCAUGCGAUACAAAAAGUUAAAAAACUAUCUCCAAAUGACAUUUGGCGUGCUAAAUUUUCUGCAAUUACUAACAAAGAUAUAAAAAAUGCUUUUGCUAAUCUCAUUAAACCUAAUGAGAAUGAAGCUAAGAGCGUGGAUGCACGCCAAGAACUCGAUUUGCGGAUCGGUUGUGCAUUUACCAGAUUUCAAACUAAAUUCUUUCAGGGAAAAUAUGGUGAUUUAGAUGUUUCGCUUAUUUCCUAUGGUCCUUGUCAAACACCGACUUUAGGAUUUUGCGUACAAAGGCACGAUGAAAUUCAGACUUUUAAACCUGAUCCAUAUUGGGUUCUUCAACUUACAAUUAAAUCACCGGAAGGACAGGACAUUCCUUUGACUUGGAGUCGUAUAAGAUCUUUUGAUAAAGAAGUGGCUAACAUGUUUUUAAAUUAUGUUAAAGAAUAUACCUACGCAACCGUAGUAAGUGUGCAAAGUACAGAAAAAACAAAACCACGUCCUAUAGCUUUAAAUACGAUAGAAUUGAUGAGAGUAGCCAGUUCUGGUUUGGGAAUGGGACCUCAUCAUGCUAUGCAAAUUGCUGAACGUUUAUAUACUCAAGGAUAUAUCAGUUAUCCUAGAACAGAAACUACGUCUUAUCCUGAAAAUUUUGACUUAGUGGGAGUAUUAUUGAAACAACGGUAUGAUCCAGAAUGGGGAGAGCAAGUGCAACAAAUACUUGAAAGAGGAAUUAACGAACCCAGAAAAGGUGUCGAUGUUGGGGAUCAUCCACCUAUCACUCCUAUGAAAUAUGCUACAAGAAAUGAACUAGAUGGUGAUGCAUGGAGAUUAUACGACUAUAUAACUCGACAUGUUAUUGCAACUGUGGCACGAGAUUGCAAAUAUUUAAGCACAGUAAUUAAAUUUAAAGUAGGUAUGGAAAUAUUUACUGCAACUGGUCGUACAUUACUAGACCCUGGAUAUACUAGUAUUCUUACUUGGCAAUCGUUUGGAACCAACGAUACGUUACCAAAGAUUUCAUUUGGAGAAAAAGUUGAUAUUCAAGAGGCCAAAUUAGUUGAACUUUAUACUCAACCACCAGAUUAUUUAACAGAAGCAGAAUUAAUAUCUCUCAUGGAAAAGCAUGGUAUCGGAACAGAUGCUUCUAUUCCAGUGCACAUAAACAAUAUUUGUAUGAGAAAUUACGUUACUAUUGCUCCCGGAAGAAAAUUAGUACCUACUUCAUUAGGUAUAGUUUUAGUUCAUGGAUAUCAAAAGAUAGAUCCAGAAUUAGUUUUACCGACUAUGAGAUCUGCAGUAGAAGAACAAUUGAAUUUAAUAGCACAGGGUCGUGCAGAUUUUCAUGCCGUUUUACAACAUACUGUUGAAAUAUUUAGACAAAAGUUUCAUUAUUUCGUUGAAAGUAUCGAAGCCAUGGAUCAAUUAUUCGAAGUCUCUUUCUCUCCUCUUUCAGCUUCUGGCAAAGCACACUCAAGAUGUGGUAAGUGUCGACGUUAUAUGAAGUAUAUACAAACCAAACCAUCGAGAAUGCAUUGCGCGCACUGCAACGAAACGUAUAAUCUACCUCAAAAUGGAAAUAUUCGUAUUUAUAAAGAAUUAAAGUGUCCACUGGAUGACUUUGAAUUAUUGUCUUGGUCAACUGGUGCAAGAGGCAAAAGUUAUACAUUUUGUCCAUAUUGCUAUAAUAAUCCACCAUUCAGAGAUAUGAAGAAAGGUAUGAGUGGAUGUAAUUUAUGUACACAUCCGACAUGUCCCCAUGGUUUAAACUCUAACGGAAUAUCCAGUUGUUUGGAAUGUGAUACAGGAAUUCUUGUUCUUGAUCCUUCAGCAGCACCCAAAUGGAAAGUUGGGUGUAAUCGUUGUGAUGUUAUUAUUCAUUUAUUUGAAAAUGCUCACAAAAUAACGGUAGAUUCUGAUGUAUGCGAUUGCGGGGCACAAUUGCUUAAUGUGGAAUAUAAACAAGAUAAAAGUAAAUUACCAGAUGAAGCAACUGAAACUUCUGGGUGUAUUUUCUGUACCCCGGCAUUCAGAGCACUUGUUGAAAAACAUAGGGCGGUAGCAUCCAAACCAGUUGCAACUCAUGGACGAGGGCAUGCCAAAGGUCGUAGCCGUGGCAAACCGCGUCCUCCUAAGGAUAAAAUGGCUCAACUGGCAGCAUAUUUUGUUUAAUAAAGUUUGAAAGUAAUGUCUAUCUAUGUA
Molecule: messenger RNA, 2722 nt
Organism: Polistes dominula (European paper wasp)
Lineage: Eukaryota; Metazoa; Arthropoda; Insecta; Hymenoptera; Vespidae
Gene: Top3beta
Product: DNA topoisomerase 3-beta
Biological process (GO): DNA topological change; DNA repair; DNA recombination
Cellular component (GO): nucleus
Molecular function (GO): DNA binding; DNA topoisomerase type I (single strand cut, ATP-independent) activity
Source: RefSeq, a predicted model, not a curated record